Messenger RNA from Oikopleura dioica, 564 nucleotides. The record is from the annotation of a GenBank genome assembly. Lineage: Eukaryota; Metazoa; Chordata; Appendicularia; Copelata; Oikopleuridae.
AUGGAUCAUAUUUUGCUCGAGCACAUUAUUUCGACCCAUGAACCGUGUGAUUUACGUCUGUCACAAGGAAGACUGGUUGGGAAGUUUGGCUUUGGACUUGGAUUCAAGAAGAACUCUAAUUUGACGAAUCUCUUUUCAGUCGGAGUCCUCCGAAUGCGAGAAAACCUCGAGAUCAACCAGCUCUACGAAAAGUGGAUCAAGCAAGACGGACUCGAUACUCCCCCAAAAUGCAAUCAAAACGACGAGGAAGCAAAUACCGCCGUGACUGAGUCAAACAAAUUGACAUUCGACAACCUGAAGGGAUUGUUUUUACUCGUCUGGGGAUCCUUAAUACUUGGCUUUUUAUUCCUGAUCGUGGAAUGGAUCGUUGCUUGUUACACCCUUUUGGAUUCUAAAAGUGGCUCGCCAAAGACGAUGGUCGAUGCGUUCAAAUUGAGGCUCAAAUACAUGCGGCAAAAUCAAAAAAUUAUCCGGCAAAGAUACAAAACGAAAAGAAACUCUUUCUCAAGAUAUUUAUCUCCCAUUUCCAAAGUUUACCAAAAUGACAGGAACGGAUCUCAAUAA